ACGCGGACAUGAUGCACACAGAGCACAACAGCACAAUAGUCGCGGAGGAGGACUGAGAAGAGACUGCGGGGCAUUGCCAAACUCGUGGAUCCCACGCUGUUGUGGAUCAUCAUCAUCGGCACCUUUGAUUCACUUAGCUGCGGAGAUUUUGCAGUGUUGUUGGUGUUGGGAGGGAUCAGUGCGAAGUGCGAGGACCACGAGGACGAGAUUGCGCCUGGAGAAAACGCCGCAGCGAUGGCUGCCUCAGCGAAGAAGCGACUGCUGCUCACGUAUGCUUAUUUGAUCGUCUACAUUCUACUCUCUAGUGGCCAAAUCUUCUUCAACAAGUGGGUGCUGUCGGACAGCAAAUUCAAUUUCCCUUACCCCGUUGGCCUUACGCUCCUGCACAUGGUCUUUUCAACAGUACUAUGCUUUCUGGUGGUCAGAGUAUUCGAGUGGGUGAAGCUGAAGGAGGGCAUGACGUAUGACAUUUACAUAUCUUCUGUACUUCCUAUUGGAGCAACAUUUGCUCUGACGUUAUGGCUUGGCAACACUUCCUAUUUGUAUAUCUCCGUGUCGUUUGCUCAGAUGCUGAAGGCAAUCAUGCCUGUUGCUGUAUUUCUUCUUGGGGCAUCAUUCGGGUUAGAAGAACUGAGUAUGAAAAUGAUGGGCACCAUGACGAUAAUAAGUGCUGGCGUAUCGAUCGCUUCCUACGGAGAAGUUAAUUUCAACUGGAUCGGUGUUGUGUAUAUGAUGGGAGGAGUGGUUGGGGAGGCAUUUCGUUUGAUUUUUAUCGAGCUUCUUCUGAAACGAAAAGGACUGAAGUUAGACCCCAUAAUUAUGAUGUAUUACGUGAGCCCUUGCAGUGCCCUUUGCCUCUUUGUGCCGUGGUUAAUCUUGGAGAAGCCUAAGAUGGAUGCAGCAGUGCAAUGGCACUUCGAUCCAGUCAUUAUGACUCUUAACGCCUUAUGCACGUUUGCUUUAAACGUGUCUGUAUUUUUAGUGAUUUCUCACACCAGUGCCCUCACCAUACGAGUUGCCGGAGUAAUCAAGGACUGGGUGGUAGUGCUCGUCUCGGUAUACCUGUUUGCAGAUGCAAAACUCACAGUCAUCAAUAUCUUUGGAUAUGUGAUUGCGAUAUUUGGCGUUUAUCUGUAUAAUGCACAGAAGCUGAAUGAGGCAGCGGUUACGUCCGCCAGUAAUUCCACACAGGAAAGUCAGGGCCUUUUGGGUGUCAGCAAUACUACACAACACAAAUACAAGCAAAGUGGAAUCCCAGAGAUGGAGCUAGAAACAAUAGUUGUCAGAGACUCCAAGGAGAACAUUAUUCAACAAUAGCUAUAUGCGCAAAUGUACCAUACAAGUGAAUUUGUUCUCUCUCCUCGCAAGGCAUUACAAUCCUAAGAUUACAAGUGCAAGGAUCAGAUCUGUGAAAACUGUUUCAGAAACAAGAAAUUAUAGAGGCAGGCGUUCAAGAGGUUGCAACUUCCAGAGUAAAUGGAAUCUUUUGUUAUCAAGUAGUACACAUCUAACCUGUGACAGGAGACCUUGCUUUUCUUCAUUAUUUCCUCCGUUCUUGUAGAGUCCAGGAUUAUGUCACAAAGUUCAGCAUUAGCGUGUAAUCGCAAGCGGUUGUGAUGUGUGAACAUGUCACGGAAACGGGAUUUGUACAUGACAAAUGAAACUUGCAAAUUAUAUUUUUUGUGAUUUUCAACAUUAAAACCUAUAAGCAAGUUCGUUGAGCAUUGUUCAAGGUUACUCA
This is a messenger RNA of Physcomitrium patens, 1741 nucleotides long. RefSeq names its product putative sugar phosphate/phosphate translocator At3g14410. The record is from RefSeq and is a predicted model, not a curated record. NCBI's taxonomy places the organism in Eukaryota, Viridiplantae, Streptophyta, Bryopsida, Funariales, Funariaceae.